This is a messenger RNA of Colias croceus (clouded yellow), 3194 nucleotides long. RefSeq names its product ecdysone 20-monooxygenase (gene shd). NCBI's taxonomy places the organism in Eukaryota, Metazoa, Arthropoda, Insecta, Lepidoptera, Pieridae. The coding region runs from base 173 to 1732 and encodes 519 amino acids. Gene Ontology annotation, molecular function: monooxygenase activity; iron ion binding; heme binding. The record is from RefSeq and is a predicted model, not a curated record. The transcript is spliced from 9 exons.
AGUCACUUCUCAGUCUCAUCGCGCCGGCUAUAAGACGCUGAGCGUUCGCGGGCCUUUCGUAAACUAAACGUAAACUGCCGAUAAAAAGAAAUUCCUAUUGUGAUGUUAGUACGUAAAAAGUGUAUAUAUAAAAAGAGCGUCGUGUGCAUAUUUUCAGUCUUGUUGUGAAGCAAUGGAGAACAUGUCGCUUCCGGGUUCAUUUUUAAUUUCAUACUAUGUGGAGAGCUUUUGGGGUUCACCACGGCCGUUGGUAGACUGGUCAGGAGUGCCAACAUUCAUAUUAGCAGUGCUGGCGGUUGUCAUGGCAGCCACUGCGAUGAUCGUGAGGCCACCAGACAUGAAGCUGCCCAGACGACUCCCUGGUCCACCAGCUCUGCCGAUUAUUGGCACGCGCUGGCUGUUUUGGAGUCGAUAUAAGUUGAACAAACUACAUGAGGCCUAUGAAGAUAUGUUCAGGCGUUACGGGUUGGUGUUCGUGGAGGUGAUGCCAGGGGGAGCUCCUCUAGUGUCCAUAGCGGAGAGGGGGGCGUUGGAGGCAGUGCUGCGCACGCCGGCUAAGAGGCCGUAUCGACCCCCUACGGAAAUCGUGCAGGUCUAUAGGAAAAGCCGACCGGAUAGAUACGCGUCCACUGGAUUGGUGAAUGAGCAAGGGGAGAAAUGGCAUCACUUACGCCGCCAUCUGACUUCCGAGCUAACGAGUCCACAGACUAUACAAGGGUUCAUUCCACAAUUGAACAAUAUCUGUGAUGAUUUCCUCGUCCUUCUGAAGAAUUGCCGUCGGCCAGAUGGCACUGUGCUUGGAUUCGAUCAUCUUACAAACAGGAUGGGCUUGGAAUCUGUAUGCGGUCUUAUGCUUGGUGCAAGGCUAGGCUUCCUAGAGAGAUGUAUGUCGGGUCGGGCGGCGACGCUGGCUGCUGCGGUGAAAGCUCACUUUAGGGCUCAAAGGGACUCCUACUACGGUGCGCCUUUAUGGAAGUUUGCACCUACCAGGCUCUACAAAACGUUCGUGAGGAGCGAGGAAACUAUUCACACGAUAGUAUCGGAAUUAAUGGAGGAAGCGAAGUCAAGGACUCACGGCGCGGCGCAGGAUGACGGCAUGCAAGAGAUCUUCCUCAAGAUACUCGCGAACCCCGAACUAGACACAAGGGACAAAAAAGCCGCCGUCAUCGAUUUUAUCACAGCUGGCAUUGAGACCCUUGCGAACAGUUUGAUAUUUCUGCUAUAUCUACUGAGUGGAAGACCGGACUGGCAACAAAAAAUAAAAUCAGAGCUGCCAUCUUGUGGUGAUUUAACUAUAGAAGAAUUAGCAUUAGCGCCAUCUCUGAAAGCUGCGGCAAAUGAAGCGUUCCGAGUGUUACCCACUGUACCGUUUUUGGCCAGACUUCUGGAGCAACCUGUGAAUAUUGACGGACAUAGAAUACCAGCUGGGACAUUCGUCCUCGCACACACGGUGACCGCGUGCCGGCGGGAAGAGAACUUCUGGCGCGCGAGCGAGUACCUCCCUGAGCGGUGGAUCGACGUGCGCGAGCCGCACGCCGCGUCGCUCGUCGCACCGUUCGGCCGCGGCAAGCGCAUGUGCCCCGGGAAGAGAUUCGUUGAGCUCGAGCUGCAUUUGUUAGUUGCUAAGAUUCUACAAAAUUGGCGGGUGGAGUACGAAGGUGAAAUAGAUGUCCAGUUUGACUUCCUUCUAUCACCAAAGUCCCCAGUCUCCCUAAGACUAGUCGAAUGGUAAACGAUCACAUUCCACUACGUUGCUAAGUUUGUACUGAUAAUAAUUUAAGUGAUAGUUUUACAAAUUAUUGUAUCAUUCUAAGACUUGGUAUUAACUAUUGCUGGUUCUAAAACAGCAAUUAUACGUGUAAAAUAACUUUGGAGAUGGAGUUCGUUAUGCUGAAAGCGUUUAAACCAUGUAUCAACUAUCAAGUAGCUUUGAUCGCCUCAUGCUUCGUGUACAUAUUAUUUCUACCCGCAAGAAAAGCUUAAAUCUUGCGAAAAUACAUCUCCAAAGUUAUUCCUUAAUAAAUUCUUACUUUGUAAAAGGUCAAGACGAGAAAUUUCUGGUCAGUACUUGAGACGACUACCUGUUAAAUAGUUUUAGCCGACAAGUUCCGAUACUUUUGUAUGUUACAAUGACAAUAUAUUUAUCGAGGCCAAUGAAUUUAUGUCUGUUAUAUUAAAUUAUAGUAGAAGGAAAACCAGUGAAAAUACUUUAAGAAUUGCUGAAAGUUGAGGAUACAAAAUAUUGGUCUGAGUUUUGUAUGAUAUUUUUAAAAAGACAGUAGUAUAAGAUAAGAUUUAACGAUUUUGACUCUGGAUGAUUUGACCUGUUUUUUAUUCCUAAGGUUAAAUUGAAAUAUCUUGGAUUGUAAUAUAUCAAUAUAAUUUCAACCGCAUCGAAAUUUUAAGAGAAAAGUAAAACUUUACCUAAAGGACCCAUACAGCACACUUGCAUAUGUAUUUUCGGAGUACUGUGAUAUUUGUACAUAAGUAACUUUAGUAAUUAAAAACAGGUUUAAGACCGAUUACAGUGACAAUAUUGUGAAGAUACUUCAUGGGCGAGUUUUCUCAGUAGGUACGAUGAUACUGUGGUAUGAUGCCAUCAAAGGUUGCCAUGAUGAAACUCGGAAGUCGGAAGGAUAGAAAGACUAAGUGAUACAGGGUAUUGGCACAGUCUGCUCAAAUCGUAUACUUUUCUAUUAACUAUUCAACUUUAUAGUUUAAGUACACUAUCUAGCGUUUAAGAUUUACAACUACACAACGUAGUAAAAUAUGGCUGUGUUAAUAUCAAAAAUUAUAUUUAUAUAAUUAACCGUGAAUACCUCUAUAAGCACUGUACUACGACAUCAGAAAAUGCAUUUAUGAUUUGUCAAGUUAAAUUGAGCAGUGAAUCAAACAAGUAGUUUUAAGAAUUUAGGAUACACCUAUUCCACCUUACAUUAUUGUAUUAAUAAUUAUUUAAUGUGCAGCUUCGCUAUGUUAACCAAACAUUAUAGAAGUGGCCAUUUCCUAAGUAUAAUUUAUUUUUGUUCGCCUAAUAUCGACAUUCAUGUUAUACAAACUUGUUAGAUUUUUUAUGUACCUUGUGUUUAAAUGCUAAUAUUGUUACGGAUAAAAAUAUGGUUAUUUACAUCCAUAUUUAAUCUAAUGUACUCAAUGGGUUAUACUGAAAAUAAUGAGAAAGAGUUAUAAGCUUG